Messenger RNA from Racocetra persica, 497 nucleotides. NCBI's taxonomy places the organism in Eukaryota, Fungi, Glomeromycota, Glomeromycetes, Diversisporales, Gigasporaceae. The record is from the annotation of a GenBank genome assembly.
AAAGGCAAUACGCCAGUACACUCAUGUUUAUUAGAGAAAAUUGACAAUAUAAAAAUGAAUGAUCUAACGUAUGAUGAUCCUUUAGCCAAUGGAGUAAUCGAUCUUGGGUGUAACUACUUCCAGGUUGCUAAAAAAGAAUUUGAUGUUCUUCUGAGAGAGAAGGCUGGAAUAAAAAAAUUAAAUAAAGAAUUGUCAAUAAAAAUUUUAUGUGCUGAUUUUGUUGAACCAAUAUACAUAAGAGAGGAAGUAGCACAUAAUCUUUUGAAUAUAAUUUUGCAAGAAACCAAGAUGGACAUCCAUCAAAUCUCUAAAUACUCAGAAAACACACUUGUAGAAAUAAUUGGUCAUUUAAUAGAUACGGCUAUGUGUAACUUACUAGUUAAAUUUGACGUUAAAGUGAUCAGACCAGAUUUAAUGAUAAAGGCAUUUUUUCAAAGAAAAUGGAAUGAACUUGCAUACGUUGAAAGUGGAAGGUGGAAAUCUAACGAAGACAAAAU